Tilletiopsis washingtonensis is the source of this 1125-nucleotide messenger RNA. RefSeq lists its product as hypothetical. The transcript is spliced from 2 exons. NCBI's taxonomy places the organism in Eukaryota, Fungi, Basidiomycota, Exobasidiomycetes, Entylomatales. The record is from RefSeq and is a predicted model, not a curated record. The coding region runs from base 105 to 914 and encodes 269 amino acids.
CGAGCACGCUGGCUAGCGGCACUUUGAGCGGGGCACCGAGCGGCGCGUGCAUGUGAGUCUCGCAGCGCAUCAAGCAGCGAGCCUCUCUGAGCGGGCGGCGCAGCAUGAAUGUCAUCGAUCUCACCAUGGACGACGAGCCGGCCGUCGCCGCGCCCGUGCCUGCGCCUGAGCCUGUCGUCGCCGUCCACGCACUUGCUGCGCCCGUGCCCGGCGCUGCGCCAGCUGUCGAUCUCGAUGCCGCCGUGGCCUGGUGCGCGACUCGCCGUGCAAGGCUUGCGGGAGAAGCCCACGAGCAUCUGCAGGCAGCUGACUGCCGCCAUCAGCAGACGUCGUCGGCCUGCGCCGCCCGCGCCAGCGCCCGCCCUCCUUCCCGCCUCCACCCCCGCCCGUCCCGCGCCCAUCGACGAUGCCACCGCACGGCGCUGCGGCGACUGCUGCGCCCACCGACAUGCCGCUGCCGCACCGCGGGCCCACGCACAUGGGCGAACAUGCCUGGACGUGCACCUCGCGCGCUAUACGUGCGCGAGGGGGCCUGGCUCGGCCCAGGCGACGCUGGCCCGCGCACCGCCGGCUGCCCUGCGGCGCUGCUCCCGUGCCGCGCCGUUCGCAGCGGAGAGGAGCAUCUUUUAGAGCGUAGAGCUCUCGCGGCAGGCUCUACGCUGCUUCUGCGCGUCGCCUGCCGCCGUCCUGGUCUCGAGAUCUCGCACAACGACUAUGACGGUCUCGAGAGGUCGCGCACAUCGUCUCGCACUGCAAGUGAGCACGCUUCCACUUCGUGGUGGGUCGGAUGGGGCGUGACACAGGCGGAGCCGACGUCAACCAGCAUAGGCGGAGCCGUCGCUGGCGGGGGGGAGGGGGUGGAGGUGUCGGCACAGGUGAUCACACCGCCGCAGGCAUCUCGGAGGCGUAGGUGAUCACACCGCAGCCGGGGGAGUGGCGGGGAGGGAGGUCGCGCAUCACGCAGGCGGAGCCGACGUGAUCGCAAGCGCACAGCACAGGCGGAGCCGCCGUUGUGCGCGGGAGUGGCGGAGGUGGAGAUGCGUGUAGCGCAGGCUCCUCUCCAGCUCAAACAUGACAUGCACAGCGUACUGAACCGCGCCUCCCCUCUCCUUUUUCAUGCUCGUC